UUUGUGGAAGAUUGUUUACAUGGUGUUGUUGAUUUUGCCCAUCAUCGUGGGUAUUAAAACGUGUGGCUGUAGCCUUGACCUGUGUGUAUUAAGUUUGAUUUCUCACAAUGUCACAACGUUUCAAUGUGUCUCAAUCAAUGUCAUUAACAAUAAGUUACGUGACGCAAAUGUUGCAGACAAGCCUUGGUCGUCGGGAGCGCGCAAUGCGGGGCUGCUCCAGCGCGCCCCCUGCAGUGGUGGCAGUGGAAGUGGACCUGGUGCUCGUGCUCGUCACCGUGUUGGCGCUGCUCACCAGACUGUGGGGGAUCCAGUUCCCUAAAGCUGUGGUCUUUGAUGAAUUGUACUACGGGCAGUUUGUGUCUCUCUACGUGAAACGGCUCUUCUUCAUCGAUGACAGCGGUCCACCGCUCGGCCACAUGGUCCUGGCAUUAGGAGCUUACCUCGGAGGAUUUGAUGGGAACUUUGUCUGGAAUAGAAUUGGCGCAGAGUAUUCCAGCAAUGUGCCCGUGUUCAGUCUGAGGGCGAUACCAGCCCUUGCAGGUGCCUUCUGCGUGCCCCUUGGGUACCAGGUGAUGGUGGAACUGGGGUGCUCCCACCUCACAGCCCUGGGGGCCGCCUUACUCCUUCUUCUAGAGAAUGCCCUCAUCACUCAGUCUCGCUUCAUGUUACUGGAGUCCUCCCUCAUCUUCUUCCUGCUCCUCGCUGUGGUGUCUUACCUGAGAUUUCGUAACAACAGUGGGGUGUCGUGCUGGGGGUGGCUGGUCCUCUCCGGAGUUUCUUGUGCCUGUGCGGUGGGGGUAAAGUACAUGGGUCUCUUCACUCACCUGCUCCUGCUGAGCCUGGCAGCUGUGCACACCUGGCGCCUUAUUGGAGACAGAACUUUGGGAAAUAUGACGGUGGCGGUUCAGGUGUUUGCGCGCUGUCUUGCGCUCGUCGUGUUACCUGUCCUACUCUACCUGGCUUUUUUCUUCAUACACCUGAACCUGCUGUAUCGAAGCGGACCCCACGACCAGAUGAUGAGCAGUGCCUUUCAAGCCAGCCUUGAGGGGGGUCUGUCCAGGAUCACACAGGGUCAGCCGCUGGAGGUGGCCUAUGGCUCACAGGUGACCCUGCGCAGUGUGUCAAGUCAGCCUGUGCCAUGCUGGCUUCACUCACACAAAGCUAACUAUCCCAUCAGGUAUGAAAAUGGUCGGGGUAGCUCUCACCAGCAGCAGGUGACCUGCUACCCUUUCAAAGAUGUCAAUAACUGGUGGAUAGUCAAGGACCCAGGCAGGCAGGACUUGGCAGUGAGCAGCCCUCCACGGACAGUUAAGCAUGGUGACAUCGUACAGCUCCUGCAUGGAAUGACGUCUCGCUUCCUCAACACACAUGAUGUUGCUGCUCCCAUGAGCCCUCACUCGCAAGAAGUGUCUGGAUACAUCGAUUUUAAUGUAUCAAUGCCUGCCCAGAACUUGUGGAAGGUGGACAUAGUGAAUCGGGAGUCUGACAGAGCGGUGUGGAAGACCAUAGUGUCAGAAGUGCGGCUGGUCCAUGUCAACACCUCUGCUGUACUGAAGCUCAGUGGACAGUCCUUGCCAGAGUGGGGCUUCAGGCAGCUGGAGGUGGUGGGAGACAAGCUGUCCAAGGGCUACCAGCCAAGUGGACUCUGGAACGUGGAGGAGCACCGCUAUGGCAGGAGCCAGGAGCAAAAGGAGCGCGAGCUGGAGCUGCACUCGCCCACCCACAUUGACGUGAGUCACAACCUCACCUUCAUGGCCAAGUUUCUGGAGCUGCAGCUGAAGAUGCUCACUAUGAGAAAUGAGGAGACUGAACACAAAUACAGCUCCUCCCCCCUGGAAUGGGUUACCAUGGAUACAAACAUUGUUUACUGGAUCCAUCCAUCCAGCAACGCUCAGAUUCACCUGAUCGGAAACGCUGUCACCUGGACUCUGUCCAACCUCGGCCUUGUUUUGUUCGCUGUGCUCUUUGUGUGGCACCUACUGAGACACCAGCGCCGGUCUCUGGAUGUCUCCAAAGAUGCGUGGAGGCAGUUUGCCGAAGCGGGUGCCGUGUGUGGGGGGGGCUGGCUCGUGAACUACCUGCCCUUCUUCAUGAUGGAGAAGACCCUGUUCCUGUACCACUACCUGCCUGCGCUCACCUUCAAGAUCCUGCUGCUGCCCGUCGUCCUGGAGCACCUGCACACACACAUCCUCAGGAGUCCCUCUCAGCGCCGGGUCCUGGAGGGUACAGUGCUGGCCGCUCUCGCUGCCGUUUACCUCUGUUACCGCGCUCUCAGUCCGGUCACCUAUGGGCAGCCAGAGCUCAACUCCACACAGCUGGCGUCUCUACGCUGGAGGGAAAGCUGGGACAUCCUGCUGCGGCGCCACUGAACACACGUUCUGCUGUGAGACGUGACUUGAUGAUUGGGAGGAAUUUGGACAUCUUAACUGCGUAGUGUUUUAUAGGAUGAUUUUAUGUCUCAUUAGGUUGUUUUUUUUUUUUUCCCUCCCCAACCAGUUCAUAUUUCCAGUGUUGUUUUCAGUAUAUUUUAUCCCACAAGAUGAAUUUUAUUAUAGGAAGCCUUGUACCCAGGUGUGCUGGGCGGCACCUUCACCACAAGCAGCGACACAAGCGGUGCUGUAAAACCUACAAUUUACUGUAGUAUACUGACACGACACAUAUGAGUAAUGGACCUGUGAAACUAACACAAGACGCUGAUUUCUCAUCUGGUGUUCAUUUCCGAUAAAGUUUUUAGCAUUUUUACGAGUGAACAUGUCAACUGUUUGGCACAUUUAAAAUAAAAGUGGAGUGAAAGUUUGAGUAAAA
Messenger RNA from Scleropages formosus (Asian bonytongue), 2805 nucleotides. RefSeq names its product protein-O-mannosyltransferase 1 (gene pomt1). Gene Ontology annotation, cellular component: endoplasmic reticulum; membrane. Lineage: Eukaryota; Metazoa; Chordata; Actinopteri; Osteoglossiformes; Osteoglossidae. Gene Ontology annotation, molecular function: dolichyl-phosphate-mannose-protein mannosyltransferase activity. Gene Ontology annotation, biological process: protein O-linked glycosylation via mannose. Bases 108 to 2369 code for a protein of 753 amino acids. The record is from RefSeq and is a predicted model, not a curated record. The transcript has 19 exons.